CGGAAAUGAUUGGUUGGCAUUGGCAACGUUUUAGCCAGGUCUAACGGGCGUACACAGCCUCUGAAUAAAGAAACCGAAAGGAAGGGUUAUAAAGAGGAUUUGGCUGAGGACUUCUGAAGCUUUUAAUUCUUCACAUCCACUCACCAUAGAGGAGCGAGGAGCGAGUACAGACUGCAAACAGAAUGACCAGCUCAUCUGCUCCCAGGAUGGUUAAUAGUUACAAGCGGACUUCAAGCCCUCGAUCCCCUACUAACAGCGGGGAGCUUUUCACCCCAGCACAUGAGGAAAAUGUGCGCUUUAUACAUGAUACCUGGCAGUGUGUGCUCAGAGACAUCAGAUCAACACAAAAUAGUGAACGUAAUGACCGUGGACCACAGGAGUAUGUGGAGAAGAACCCAAAUCCUAACCUACAUUCUUUCACACCAGUGGACCUGAGCGACCUCAAGAAACGCAACACACAGGAUUCCAAGAAGUCCUAGUCUUUCUCACGAUGAUCCAGUCGCUUCUUUCCACCCAUUAUCCUCGAGAACUUUUCCUCCAUCAGCCAGAAAGUCAGCCCUGUUGGCCAGUCUAGCACAGAAUGCCAAUCUUGUUUCUCAACUUUGGACCAUUGCAGCCCAAUCUCUUUCUUUACCCUCUACGACCGACUACAAAGAAAAGAACCGGGAUUCCAGGGAGCACGUAUUCUCUCGUCUCUUGGUUCAUGUGUUUUUUUCCAGUCACAAAAUCUUCAUAUGUACAUUCUUUAUGCGGAUGGGACUGGCGCAAACUUUCAUCAAAAUUUGCUGACAUCUGAUGCUGAGGUACAAACUGUGGACACCCUCCACAGGACACAAAAGACUGCAGUCUUAAAUACAAACCUUGUUUUCUUUACUACUGCUACUUAUAUGACUUUGGAGGAAAAUGCGAAAGGGCUGACUUCUAUUUUUUUUUUUUUUUUUUUUAGUAUGUUUUGGAAGAUAGUUUGAUCAGUAAAAUUGUAGAAGUAAUGAAAUGGUCACAUUGGAUAAACACUUUAUGGGCAAGUUUUGGAAGCCAAAUGCAAUGUAGAAGGCCAACAUUUUUAUUAUAAAUUUACUUGCCCUCAAAUGGACUUUACUAAGUAGAGA
Epinephelus fuscoguttatus (brown-marbled grouper) is the source of this 1109-nucleotide messenger RNA. It is a transcript of the gene mcrip1, whose product is annotated as MAPK regulated corepressor interacting protein 1. The transcript is spliced from 5 exons. The coding region runs from base 183 to 479 and encodes 98 amino acids. Lineage: Eukaryota; Metazoa; Chordata; Actinopteri; Perciformes; Serranidae. The record is from RefSeq and is a predicted model, not a curated record.